CGGGUGCGUCUGCUAUACAAGGACGAAGACCAGCGCUCUCGCUACUGCGCGAAAGCUCAGCAGUUGCUAGACUCCGUGCUGCAGGGCGCCGACACCAACUCCAGCAACAGUCAAAUAGCGCGCAAGGCUCUCCGCUACCGCAAGCUCACAAGCCGCCUGGACGACAUCGAUCCGACCGAUCCUACGUUCGACGUCUCCGCAUUCUUCGGUGUCGAGUGGUGCAAG
Phytophthora sojae is the source of this 225-nucleotide messenger RNA. RefSeq lists its product as hypothetical. NCBI's taxonomy places the organism in Eukaryota, Oomycota, Peronosporomycetes, Peronosporales, Peronosporaceae. The record is from RefSeq and is a predicted model, not a curated record. The annotation marks the transcript as partial. The transcript has a single exon.